AAAAAAAACAAAAAAAAAAAAAAAACCCCUGCAUCAGGUACACUAAGAAUCCACAAGAGGAUAAUCGAGAAAAGCGAGACAAGACGGCGAAUCAAGACGAACUGACACGACACGCGACAUAGCCGAUUGAUCGCUCACAACGGGCGAGUCCACGUCAACGGCUCACUGGGCCACCGACACCGCCCGCGCUUGCCACGGCAACAUUUUAUCUCAACUUCUUUCACUGAUUCGCGUACCCGUACCCUGUCUACCAACCGAGCGACCGACCGACGACAUCGAGACUCAUUUCGGUCAAACCCCGUUUCUGCUUUCGCUCGCGCAGACUAGCGACCUUUCCCCAUGACGGCCGUUGCAAGCCCUCCUAGUUUCGCCAACAUCAACCGGCCAGCAUGGGGAUUGAAUGGUAGCUCGUCCCUGCACGCGAUGAACUCUGACGAGUCGAGGGGCGUUUUUACGCCUCGAAAAGCCUUGCAACGCACAAACUCGGCAUCUUCGGUUACCUCCACCGCCUCGACCUCUUCUACCGGCACAGUGAUCAACGGCCACACAAAUGGAGCCCCAUCAGCGACCGGUGGCGAUGUGAACGGCUGGAAUCGAAAGAGAGUGCAACCAAAGGGACAAUGGUCACAGCAGCCUCAGCCGGUAAAGCCUGAAGGUGUGGAUUUUUCACGAAUGCCCGCCAACCGGCCCGCACCAAGCGCCGUCAACGGCAACGUGUCGAUGCAUCAGGCACCUAUCAUGGGCGGCCUGCAGAACCAGGUCGGCCAGCAAGGUAUGAUCGGACGGCCGGUGGGUGAUCCCAUAGGUGUCAAUCAGCCCGUCCUCUACCUUUUGUCGUUGAACGGCACUUUUGAGCGGAAGACGAUAUCAGUACCCUUUUCCCCAGACACGUUGCGCAUCGGCCGACAAACAAACGCGAGAACCGUCCCCACCCCAGUCAACGGAUAUUUCGACAGCAAAGUUCUGUCCAGACAACAUGCCGAGAUUUGGGCUGAGCGUUCGGGCAAAAUUUACAUUCGUGAUAUUAAAUCAUCCAACGGCACUUUUGUCAACGGCACACGUUUAUCCCCAGAAAAUCGCGACUCUGAACCUCACGAGCUACAGACCUCGGACCAUCUUGAACUCGGUAUUGAUAUUGUCAACGAGGAUCAGAAGUCCGUGGUACAUCACAAGGUCGCCGCUAAAGUUGAACAUGCUGGGUUUUUAAAUCCCACUCACGCUUUGAUGGACAUGAGCUUUGGGGAUAUUGACCCUUCCGGUGGGCACAUGAUGAUGCAACAAAUGGCCGGCAUGCCCCAAAGAGGUCGAACCGGGAGUCAGCCUUCGCUCAACAAUGGGCGUAUGGCGCCCAACGCCGUUAUGCCUGGCGCACAACAGAACGGGAUGAUGCAAAGAAAUGGAUACUGGAUGGGACCUUACCCGAUGGAGACCAUCUGCAAUAGAUUAGAUCAAGAAAGACGACUGGCAAAAUCCCAGUUGAACGAGCUCCAAAGGACUGCGGAUUUUCUUCAAGCACUUGCGGGCAAAGAUGACAUCAAGCUAUUAGAGAAUACCGACGCACUAGGUUCAAAACCAGCUCUUAACAACAGUGCUGUUUUCCGCUCAGAUCCUGGAAAGGCCACAAGGUUCUCAGAACCUCCCGCUCCUCCUCCACAACAACCCCUUCCCGAGAAGCCGGAUGCGGCGCGCUCCAAUGGAGACCCUCCGUCACUGAAACGAGGAACAACAGAACGACCAAAGCUGCCACAGACAAGCACAUCACCCGUCCGGCAAGAAAACUUCAGCCAGAUCAUCCAGUUGACAGAAACGCUCAAUACAGCCAAGAAGGAAAUCGAGGGCCAGAGUGCUAGGAUACGAGACCUGGAAGAGAUGGUACAGAAGGAACGAGAGCAGCGCCAGAGUGCAGAAGGACUCGUAAGGAAGCUGGAGGAUGCCGCUGUGGAAAUGCAUGCCAACGGUCCCACAAAAGCCAACAUCCAGGAUACAUUGCUUGCGGACACAUUCGAACCACCUGUGGAUACGAGCAACAAGGCUACAGAACCGGUUGCUACCAGGGCCGACUCUGAACUUCCGACAGAGCCGGAAACAACUGCGAAUCCGGAAACAACCGAAACCGCUGCCGCCGCCGCCGAUGCCGCCGCGGCUGCGGAAGCGGCUGCCAAGUUACAGGAUCGCAUGGAUGAGAUAUUGAAAGAAAUGAUCAACCUCAGGGAGGAACUCGAAUCCCAAAGGAAAAGGGCCGACAAGGCCGAGGCUGAGAGGGAUGGUGACCGCCAAACUCUUGCUGAGAUGAUAAGCAAACUGCGGGAAAGAGAUGAACAGAUAGCAAAGCUUGAGGCUGAGAGAAACUCUCGGUCACAAUCAAGUGCCCGUGGCAGAGGGCGUUCCGGGGCACCGAUAUCGUUGAGCGAAGGCGACAUCAAGCCAGUUAUUGGGUCAUAUCCCGAGACGCCCACCAGUGCGGUAACACCAUCUACCUUGCCAAACAGCGGGCAAUCCACAAAUGCAUCCUCACAAACAGGAGUGAGUGAGGACGAGUCGACUGCUGGCAAUGACACAUCAGCAGACAAGCCGACGCUCUCGAGGGCCAGCACGAUAACGCCUCUGUCUAAAUCGUUGAUCCACGGAUCUUCCUCCGGUCCUAACGAUCCCGCCAUGGCUCAAGCAGCACCAUAUGCGUCUAUGAUUGGUGUUGUUUUGAUUGGGAUGGGACUGAUGGCUUGGAUAAACGGGUGGCAACCGCAGCCCCGCUUGGAUCGGUAGAGAUCUCACCACAUCGUUUGCCAUUUUUAUCCCCUCAGUCCCCUUACCCCCCAAAAAUACUAUACCCACGCCAAUCGGAACAUAUGUAUGAUUUGCAGCUUCGAUACCCUACUAGCCAACUUCUCUUGGAUGCGCGGGUCAAUACCGCUCCUUGAGGUCAAAAGUGCCGUUUCAACGCGGCCUUGUACUUUUUAGCAAGCAUUAUGCACAUUUGGGCGCGACUCGGCGACCCAUGCUCACGACAUUUCCUUUGUUUUGUUUCCUUGUCUUCGCUCGUCAUUGUCAAGGAGUUUGCCGAAUUACGACUUAAUUCAUUGGCGCGAAAGUCUAUACAUUACCAUUAUUUCCUUGCCUUCCUUCUCUCUUUUACUAUCAUGUCUGUCAACAUAUCUUGUACCACGAGCGAUGACGGGGUUUAGGCCCAAAGCCUACAACUCUUCAACUGGACUGGCGGGGCGUUCAGUAUUUAAUCCAGUUCUACGUCCUUGGCAUGUUAUCUAACCAUCCAAGUAUCAUUUGAUCUCUGACGUGCUGUAUCUUUGUGUAUCUUCCGGUAACCUUCUCCAAG
This is a messenger RNA of Pyricularia grisea, 3331 nucleotides long. RefSeq lists its product as uncharacterized. The coding region runs from base 340 to 2763 and encodes 807 amino acids. The transcript is spliced from 2 exons. NCBI's taxonomy places the organism in Eukaryota, Fungi, Ascomycota, Sordariomycetes, Magnaporthales, Pyriculariaceae. Gene Ontology annotation, cellular component: cytoplasm. The record is from RefSeq and is a predicted model, not a curated record. Gene Ontology annotation, molecular function: protein binding.